AUGAAUUAGAUGAAUUAGAAUCUACUACCAAUGAUAUUUUUGAAUUUUAUAUUCAAGUAAAUUUUGGUGAAAAUAAUUAUAAUAUAACUUUAAAUGAAAUUGCCAAUAUAUUAUAUCAAGAAAUUGAAAAACAGGAUAGAUUUAAGUGGCA
Dentiscutata heterogama is the source of this 151-nucleotide messenger RNA. The record is from the annotation of a GenBank genome assembly. Lineage: Eukaryota; Fungi; Glomeromycota; Glomeromycetes; Diversisporales; Gigasporaceae.